Messenger RNA from Heteronotia binoei (common prickly gecko), 2761 nucleotides. RefSeq names its product pyruvate kinase M1/2 (gene PKM). NCBI's taxonomy places the organism in Eukaryota, Metazoa, Chordata, Lepidosauria, Squamata, Gekkonidae. Gene Ontology annotation, molecular function: potassium ion binding; magnesium ion binding; pyruvate kinase activity. Gene Ontology annotation, biological process: glycolytic process; cellular response to insulin stimulus. The transcript is spliced from 11 exons. Gene Ontology annotation, cellular component: cytoplasm. The coding region runs from base 149 to 1732 and encodes 527 amino acids. The record is from RefSeq and is a predicted model, not a curated record.
ACAGGCGGAGGGAUCCGGCGGGGCGGCGCUUCGCCGUGUUCGCAACCACCUUGAAGCCCGUGCCGGCCUGAGGAGCGCUCAGAGAGGUAGAGACUCUCCGAGGGGACUGUCGUUGGUAGCCGGGCUGGUUAAAAAAAAUUCAGUAGCCAUGUCUAAACCCCAUGAUGCCUUUAUCCAGACCCAGCAGUUGCAUGCUGCCAUGGCAGACACAUUCCUGGAACACAUGUGUCGCCUGGAUAUUGACUCUGAACCAAUCACUGCAAGAAACACUGGUAUUAUUUGCACAAUUGGCCCGGCUUCUCGGUCAGUGGAAAUUUUGAGAGAAAUGAUUAAAUCUGGAAUGAAUGUCGCCCGUCUCAACUUCUCUCAUGGUACUCACGAGUACCACGCAGGUACCAUCAAGAAUGUGCGAGAAGCUACUGAGAGCUUUGCUUCAAAUCCUAUUACCUACAGACCUGUUGCUGUUGCACUGGAUACUAAGGGACCCGAAAUUCGUACUGGACUCAUCAAGGGUAGCGGCACAGCAGAAGUGGAGCUUAAGAAGGGGGCAGCUCUGAAAGUGACCUUGGACAAUGCCUACAUGGAGAAAUGUGAUGAGAACGUCCUGUGGGUGGACUACAAGAACCUCAUCAAAGUGGUAGAGGUUGGCAGCAAAAUCUAUGUGGAUGAUGGUCUUAUUUCUCUGCAGGUUAAAGAAAAAGGUGCUGACUUUGUCAUCACUGAAGUUGAAAAUGGUGGAAUGCUGGGCAGCAAGAAAGGAGUCAACUUGCCAGGGGCUGCAGUAGACCUUCCUGCUGUUUCUGAGAAGGAUAUCCAGGAUCUAAAAUUUGGCGUGGAGCAAGAUGUGGACAUGGUGUUUGCUUCUUUCAUUCGCAAAGCAGCUGAUGUUCAUGCUGUCAGAAAUGUGCUGGGGGAAAAGGGAAAGAACAUCAAGAUCAUUAGCAAGAUUGAAAACCAUGAGGGAGUGCGCAGGUUUGAUGAGAUUAUGGAAGCUAGUGAUGGUAUCAUGGUAGCUCGUGGCGAUCUUGGUAUUGAAAUUCCAGCUGAAAAAGUCUUCCUUGCCCAGAAAAUGAUGAUUGGUCGAUGCAAUAGGGCUGGCAAGCCAAUCAUCUGUGCUACUCAGAUGUUGGAGAGCAUGAUUAAGAAGCCACGUCCAACACGUGCAGAAGGAAGUGAUGUAGCCAAUGCUGUUUUAGAUGGAGCAGACUGUAUCAUGCUCUCUGGUGAGACUGCCAAAGGAGACUACCCUCUGGAGGCUGUUCGUAUGCAACACCUUAUUGCUCGUGAGGCUGAGGCUGCUAUCUAUCACCGUCAGCUGUUUGAAGAACUUUUCCGCAUCACUGCUAACAACAGGGAAGCUGUUGAUGCCAUGGCUGUAGGCGCUGUGGAGGCCUCUUUUAAGUGCUUUGCUGCAGCUCUGAUAGUUUUGACAGAAUCUGGCAGGUCUGCUCACCUAGUGUCAAGGUACCGCCCACGUGCUCCUAUCAUUGCUGUGACCCGUAAUGAGCAGACAGCCCGCCAGGCCCAUCUGUACCGUGGCAUUUUCCCUGUGUUGUGCAAAGAGCCAACCCAUGAUGCCUGGGCAGAAGAUGUGGACCUCAGAGUUAACCUGGGCAUGAAUGUUGGCAAAGCUCGUGGAUUCUUCAAGACUGGUGAUCUGGUCAUAGUACUUACAGGAUGGCGUCCCGGCUCCGGCUUCACCAACACCAUGCGCGUGGUGCCUGUUCCCUAAACAUCAAGCCCGGCAAUCUCAUCUCUCCCCUACUGUCUUGGCACCUUCCCCUUGCACUAGACCAGCAUUCGCUUGCAGUAUUGUCUUGUCUGUAGAGUGGGUAGAGGCUGCCAAAAACCACCGAGUGCAGUAACCAGGGGAAGAGUCUAGAAAUACUUGAAGUAGUUCUCUGGAAAGCAGAACCUUGCCCGUUUCUUCCCCUUCCUCGGCUACCCUGCCUCAUUGGCCGGGAGCCAGCCUUAGCGUGUCUAGCAUAGUAACUUGGGCUGCCGGGUGCCCUGCAACUCCUCCGGAGAGUGCAGAGACACUCCACAGCAAAGGGUGCUGGUCUGGCCAGCUGGUAGGGCGUUGCUGCAGCGGCUUGACGUCGUGCCUGCCGUUCCUCCUCCUGUCCCGAAGUCUCCUUUCUGUAGUCUGGACUCCACCCAAACACUCCAACUGGGAGCGGCACUCGACCACAGCUCUGUAGCCCUUGCAGCAUCUUGCGAGUCUUGCCUCGUCCCUGUGUGUAGGCAGGGCUCUGGUACACUGCAGUCUUUCUGCCGCACAAAUCACUCAAAUAGCUAAAUGUACACUCCAGUAGGCGGUAUAGAAGGCAGUACUUGCUCACCCCUUUUUAAGCCCCAGAACACCAGCACUCAGAAGUAGCUGUUGUGUUGUCUCUUUUGUGGUACAGCUGGAAGAGAAUGAUGGAAAUAAGAGCAAUUUUUGGGGGGUGGGGGUCUUGCUCAAAGAGUCACCUGACCUGAAGAUUGUAGUGUGAUGGGAGGCAAUUCAACACGGCAGAUUCAGCGUAUGGUACUUAGAAGACUGAGCAGCACAGUUGGGUUGUUCCGCUCAGUGCACUCCCCCCAUCUUCAGCUGCUAAGAGCUGCUUGUGCGCCUGUUGCAGUGUUUGUUGUGUUUGUGUUUCUUGUUCCCUGAGAGCGCCGUCCUUUGUCAAAUCUGGACGCACUGCCUCCUGUAACAGGUGAAUCAGGUUGUAGAGUACAACUUUGUACGUCAAUAAAAGCAAAGCUCACACACCUA